This is a messenger RNA of Cololabis saira (Pacific saury), 708 nucleotides long. Its product is annotated as serum amyloid P-component-like. NCBI's taxonomy places the organism in Eukaryota, Metazoa, Chordata, Actinopteri, Beloniformes, Belonidae. Bases 34 to 708 code for a protein of 224 amino acids. The record is from RefSeq and is a predicted model, not a curated record. The transcript is spliced from 5 exons.
CGACUCUUCAUCGGAGCAAACACAGAUUUCAAGAUGAGGUGUUUCCUUCUACUGGCGAUGUUGGUGGUGUGUGCUUCAGCUCUUGAAGAUCUGUCAGGAAAGAUGUUCACCUUCCCAGCGGAAACAAACUUCGAUCAUGUGAAGUUGAUCACCACGAAACAGAAUUUCGGUACUGUAACCGUCUGUCACAGAUCCAUUACAGACCUCAAAAGAGGCCACUCCCUGUUCUCUUUGGCCACGCCCUCUAGUGCUAACAACUUCCUGAUUUUCUGGGAUGAAGGCAAACAGGAGGUUGCGCCCCAUAUUAGGGAUAAAAGGGUAGGGUUUGGAGGUUUCGACUACAAACCAAACACCUGGCACUCCAUCUGCAGCACAUGGGACUCUAAGUCUGGGGUGGUGCAGGUGUGGGUCGAUGGACAACCUUCCAUUCGGAGAUUUAUCAGCUCUGGAUCAAACAUCAGUGGACAACCUUCGAUUAUUUUAGGACAGGAACAAGAUUCUCACGGCAAUGAGUUUGACACUAAACAGUCUUUUGUUGGCAUGAUGUCUGAUGUCCACAUGUGGGACUACACCCUGUCCUCCUGCGAAAUCCAGAAAUACAUGAACAGCCAGAGCUUCACUCCAGGGAAUGUGCUGAACUGGAGGGCGCUGGACUACAAAAUCGUUGGCAACGUGCUCAGAGAAAACCAAGACAUAAUUUGUGUCUAA